This is a messenger RNA of Engraulis encrasicolus (European anchovy), 3498 nucleotides long. RefSeq names its product roundabout homolog 2-like. The transcript is spliced from 23 exons. The coding region runs from base 1 to 3498 and encodes 1165 amino acids. Gene Ontology annotation, biological process: cell-cell adhesion. Gene Ontology annotation, molecular function: protein binding. NCBI's taxonomy places the organism in Eukaryota, Metazoa, Chordata, Actinopteri, Clupeiformes, Engraulidae. The record is from RefSeq and is a predicted model, not a curated record.
AUGAGCGGCGCCAGCGAGGCUGCCGUUCUCUUGCCUCUGGUCCUCGCCUUUCUGGGCAUCGCAUCAGCCUCCUCCCAUAGGCAGCGUUUUGAGGACUUCCCGCCGCGCAUCGUGGAGCAGCCCAGCGAUGUGAUCGUGUCCAAGGGGGAGCCGGCCACUCUCAACUGCCGAGCCGAGGGCCGCCCCGCACCCAUCGUGGAGUGGUACAAGGACGGCGAGCGGGUCCGCACGGCGCCAGAGGAUCCCCGAUCACACCGAAUGCUGCUGCCAAGCGGAGCGCUCUUCUUCCUCCGGAUAACCCACGCCCGACGCUCCAAACCUGACGAGGGCGUCUAUGUGUGUGUGGCACGCAACCAUCUGGGCCAGGCUUUCAGCCGCAACGCGUCCCUGGAGGUGGCAGUCCUGCGUGAUGAUUUCCGCCAGGCCCCCAGUGACGUGGUGGUGGCGGCGGGGGAGCCUGCCGUGCUGGAGUGUGUGCCCCCUAGAGGCCAUCCGGAGCCCACCAUCUCCUGGAAGAGGAACAAUGUGCGCCUCAGCAGCAAGGACGGACGUGUCGCCAUGCGUGGUGGCAGACUGAUGAUCUCACACACCCGUAAGAGCGACGCUGGCAUGUACGUGUGUGUGGGCUCCAACAUGGUGGGCGAGAGAGACAGCGACCCUGCGGAACUCGUCGUAUUUGAGCGUCCGGUGUUCAUGAGGCGACCUGUGAAUCAGAUCGUGCUGGCAGAUGACAAUGUGGACUUCUUGUGUGAGGUGCAUGGAGACCCCGCCCCCACUAUCCGCUGGAGGCGGGACCAUGGAGAGCUGCCCAGAGAGAGGUUUGAGAUCCGUGGUGACAGUACUCUGCGUCUGCUGCGAGUGCGUCAGGAGGACGAGGGGACGUACACGUGUGUCACGGAGAACAGCGUGGGCAAGACAGAGGCCUCCGCCACACUGCACGUCCACGGUCCACCCCAGAUUGACAUCCAGCCCAAAAGCCAGAAGGCCACGCAGGGUCAGACGGUCACCUUCCACUGCGGUACCACGGGGAACCCCCAACCAGCCGUCUUCUGGCAGAAAGAGGGGAGCCAGGUGUUGCUGUUUCCAGGGCAGCCCCCGUCCCAGUACGGUCGCUACACUGUGUCCAUGAGCGGAGAGCUGCGCCUGACGGACAUCCACCAUGACGACGCCGGACACUACAUCUGCCAGGCCAUCAGCGUAGCCGGCAGCGCACUCGCCAAAGCACACCUGGAGGUGGAGAGCGACCAAUCAGAUCAUUUCCCACCCAUCAUCCGUCAGGGCCCAGCCAAUCAGACGCUGCCACUGGGUUCCACUGUCUUGCUGCCAUGCCAGGUGAUUGGCCAGCCGCUACCCAGCAUCCACUGGGAGAGAGAGGGGCAGCCAAUCCAGGCGGAGGGCCGGGCCAUCCUGAUGGAGAACGGCACCCUGCAGAUCACGGACCUCAAGGCGACUGACUCGGGGACCUACAUGUGUAUUGCCAGCAGCCCUGCCGGAGAGUCCAGCUGGAGUGGAGCACUGACUGUCAGAGCGAACGGUGCGAGCGGUGUGCCCCCCCCUCCGCGCCACUCGGACUCCAUCCAGCUGCCGGGCCCCCCCCAGAAGCCCCUGGUGACGGCCGUCACCGAGCGCAGCGUGACACUCACCUGGCAGCCCAACCCCCACGAGGGAGGCGCCGCCGUGACGUCAUACGUCAUCGAGGCCUUCAGCCAAUCGGAGGGCAGUGUGUGGCAGACGGUGGCGGACCUGGUUCAGCAGGAGAGGCACGUGGUGGGGGGGCUGAACCCCAACACCGUCUACCUGUUCAUCGUCCGAGCCCUCAACUCGUACGGCCUCAGCGACCCAAGCCCCAUCUCAGAACCUGUGCGCACACAUGAUGGGGACCCCACAGAGGAGGAUGCUGGGAUACGUCGUCUGCAGACGGACCUCCGAGAUGCCACAGUGUUCCUGAACCCCCCCACCAUCCUCGGCCCCAACAGCAUACACAUCACAUGGACCCUGGAGGGCUACCCUGAGUCUGUGCAGGGCUACCGCCUGCUGUACCGCCCACGUGGCAGCGCCUGGUUGGUCCAGGACCUGGAGGCGGGGCCGGACCUUAGACACACCCUCUCCAAGCUGCGCAGAGGCACCGAGUAUGACAUCAAGCUCCGGCCCUUCUUCACCCACAGACAGGGGGCCGACAGCCAGCUGGUCACCGUGCGUACGCCUGAAGAAGUGCUGAGCAACCCUCCUCAGAAUGUGCGAGUGACGGAGCUGGCCAACAGCUCGCAAGUCCAGGUGUCCUGGGAACCCCCCGCCACACCUCACAAUGGAGUCAUCCAACAAUACCAGAUCUGGUGUGUGAGUAACGAUAGUCAGGUGCAGGUGAACAGGAGUGUGGAGGCGUCCGUGCUCUCCUGUCUCCUAGAGGGGCUGCUGCCCCACUCCCUCUACCUGGUGCAGGUGGCAGCCAUCACCACCGGGGGCGCAGGGCCACGCAGCGAACCCGUCACCAUAUUCUAUACCCCUGUGUUAUGUCAUAGCAGUGUAGUACUUGAUGACGUCAUCAGUCUGUCGGAGCAGAUCCGGGGGGUGGUGGGGCGCCCGGCGUUCAUCGCGGGGCUGGGCGGGGCUCUGUGGAUGGCCCUCAUGACGGCCAGUGCCUGGGUCUACUGCAGACACCGGCGCAGGAAACAGCUGGGGCACUACACCACCUCCUUCUCAUACACACCUGCGGGGAUGAUGGGCUAUGCCAACAGUGAUGGGAUCAUCAGUGGAAGGCCGGACAUGUUGGGUUCUGACCUGGCUGACUACCCCUGGCUGGCGGACGCCCCCUCCUGGCCACAUGCGAACCUCACCCACACCAGCCAGGACUCAACUCACACCAACGCCAACUACUGCACUGCCAAGCAGACGGACUCCACUGACAGAUACUACAACACCGUGGGCAUCUCUAAGUACCUGAGCCACUCGGAGAAGUUCAGCCCGUCCUCCGGCGACGGCCCCAUCUACAGCACCAUCAACCCCCACCAUCGCCAUGACGACCGAGAAGGCGACGAGGAGGAGGAGGAAGAUCUGCCCGACUACACUUCCCAAUACUCCCAGUACUCCCAGCGCUCCAAGUGCUCCCAGAAGUCCAGGUCGCAGUAUUCCCAUCACUCCAGCCCCGCUCCCCCUCCGCGUCGCCAUCCCGCUCCUGCUGGUGGUGGUGGUGGUGUCCAUGCGGGGGCGCUGCUGUCCAAGGCGGAUCUCUACAGCCUGGAGAGGGACCUGUGCUCCUGGAGCCUUCAGUCCGGCCACAGCACCGGCACCGGCACCGGCACCGGCACGGCCGAGUAUGCCAAAGUGCACACCGGGAAUCACGCUCAGCAUAUGGAGUCCUUGUGCAAGUCGAGCGGCUCACUGGACUGGGCAGAUGUCCUGGACCUGACCUCUCACUCAACGACGAGGGAACACACACACUCACACUCACACUCACACUCUGAGACCAACAGAGACCAACAGAGGUCAGAACAUGGAUAA